AGCGAAAACCAACCCAUAACCCCUCUUUUUCAUUUUUCCGCUGACCGCCUAUCGCUACCAUCUGGUAUACGAAGACGUACUUUGAACUCGGUCAUUUUGCUUGGCGGCUCGCACGAGGUUGGAUGUAAUUCGACGCGUCUCACACACGUGCGCACGUGUUCUCGCUGUGUAGUAGAAUUCGUUUUUUCGAGGUCAGGAGCAGAGUUGGCAGCGGCAGCAAUUGCGAGCGCGGGUACGAAUUAGGUGUUUCAGAUCAAUUGCGGAAAACGCGGGACGAGUGAAAAUUAUGGCAGAUUACGUGUUAGGCAACGUAAUAGCCGCAGACGUACCGCUGCCGGACGACGGGACGUCGGCUGAACGUCUGUUCGCCACCGGCGAUGGUCUCACUUACAACGAUUUUAUCAUCUUGCCGGGCUAUAUAGAUUUCACAGCGGAAGAAGUCGACUUACUGUCACCAUUGACCAAGAAAAUUACGCUAAAAGCUCCGCUUAUAUCUUCGCCUAUGGACACCGUUACCGAAUCUGACAUGGCUAUCGCGAUGGCUCUUUCUGGCGGUAUCGGCAUUAUACAUCAUAAUUGUACUGCUGAAUAUCAGGCUAAUGAAGUACACAAGGUAAAAAAGUAUAAGCAUGGAUUCAUCAGAGAUCCAGUUGUCCUCGCACCACAUCAUACAGUCAAUGAUGUUCUGAAUGUGAAGGCUGAGCAUGGUUUUAGCGGAGUGCCUGUCACAGACAAUGGAAAAGUCGGUGGUAAAUUGUUAGGCAUUGUCACCUCUAGGGAUAUCGACUUUCUCGAAUGCUUGUCUAAUUAUCAACACAAAAGUCUCAGCUCAAUUAUGACAACUUUGGAAAACUUGAUCAUGGCACCAGCUGGUGUAACUUUGCAAGAAGCAAAUGCCAUCUUGGAGAAAUCAAAGAAGGGAAAGUUACCUAUUGUGAACGAGCGAGGAGAACUAGUGUCUCUGAUGGCGAGGACCGACUUGAAAAAGAAUCGUAAUUAUCCAAAUGCCAGCAAAGACGAGAACAAGCAGCUUUUAGUGGGAGCCGCUAUAGGGACACGUAGCGCGGACAAGCAGCGACUGCAUCUGCUCGAGAGCGCGGGCGUAGACGUGGUAGUGUUGGACUCGUCGCAGGGCAAUUCGAUGUACCAGAUCGAGAUGAUCAAGUACAUCAAGUCGCAAUAUCCGGACCUGCAGGUGAUCGCGGGCAACGUCGUGACCACGAUGCAAGCUAAGAAUCUCAUCGAGGCAGGAGCGGACGCAUUACGCGUCGGAAUGGGCUCUGGCUCGAUCUGCAUAACGCAGGAAGUCAUGGCAGUUGGGCGACCACAAGCGACGGCUGUUUACAAGGUUUCCGAAUACGCUAGGAAAUUCGGGGUUCCUGUCAUAGCGGAUGGUGGCAUUCAAUCGGUCGGACACAUUAUCAAAGGUCUUAGUUUAGGCGCCAGCACGGUAAUGAUGGGCUCUCUAUUGGCUGGCACGUCCGAGGCUCCGGGCGAGUAUUUCUUCAGCGAUGGAGUUCGCUUGAAAAAGUACAGAGGGAUGGGCUCGUUGGAAGCUAUGAAUAGGAAGGACGCGAGGGGUUCGGCGAUGGAUAGGUAUUUUCAUAACGAAAUGGAUAAAUUGAAAGUAGCCCAAGGUGUUAGUGGCUCCAUAGUGGACAAGGGCUCGGUGCUGAAGUUUCUGCCUUAUCUCACGUGUGGCAUCAAACACAGUUGCCAAGAUAUCGGCGCGAGGUCGCUCUCCACAUUACGAUCCAUGAUGUACAGUGGAGAACUGAAAUUCGAGAGAAGAACACAUUCGGCUCAGCAAGAGGGCAAUGUUCACAGCUUAUUUUCCUAUGAGAAAAGGUUGUUUUAAUCAUGCGUUCGUAAAACACGCGACAAGGUACCUGCGUAGUUGUACUUGAGUUGUUCCGAGGCCACUCGUCGCGAAGCUAUCGAUCGAUGACGUCAAAAGCGAAGGAAAGCAUCUCCAGAAUUCUUGCGAAGUAAAAGGGCAUGUCCAUAAAGUGACCUUCGGAUUGACUACAUUCCGAAAGAUAUUUUGAAGACUUUCCUUCUAACAAAAGUCAACAAACGUAAAAUUAACGUGAUGCAAUCUUUCUUUUCAGCCUACUUUUCCUUGCGUUAAUUUUACAGCUAUUUAUUGCUAGAGCAAAAGGGACGUUCUCGGAAUAUUUUACAAAUGUGCUCAAUCGAUCACAAGUGCCAUUCUAUGGAUAUAAUCUUUUAUUUGGUGUAUUCUGCAAGAAUUUUGGCCAUACGUUUUCUCGCUUCUGACGUCAUUAAUUAAGAUGUCCGCGGCGAGAGCACAGGUCUUAAGGAGAGCCUUAAGACUCCUAGGUACUCGUCGUGGUCACGUUGGAUAAUGAUAUCAGAAGCGAGAAUUGACACAUUGAAGACUUUUGCGUGCCAUUUCCAAAUAAAAAGAUAUUUGUAUAAAAGAGCACUUCAGAUUUCACUUGAACCACAUACUCGUAAAAUGUUCUGAAAAUUAGCCUCUCCUUUUAAAAGUCAACAAGUGGCAAAAUCAUGAGGAAAGGUGGGUUAAGGAGGAAGGCUGUAUGUCUAAUUAAUUUUACGGCUAUUUAUUGACUGUCAAGGAAAAAAGAUAGUUUUCAGAACAUUGUGCAAAUAUGCUCAAGAAAUUUCGAGUGUUCUUUUAUACAAAUAUAUUUCUUUAUUUGAAAAUGGCACGCAAAAAUCCUGGACAUACGUCUCUUCGCUUCUGUCAUAAACAAUCGAAAAUUCCGGCGAGGGAUCAGGAGCCUCGAUCCAACUGUACAACAGUUCUUUCACAUUCGCCCCACGAUUAGUAAAAAGGUCACAUUUUGUCCAUCGCGUAUGUACCAGACACAUCACCUCGUACAUGCACGCGACAUGAACCGUUUAUCUCAGGAUUGCUCUUGACUAGUAGACAAUGGUGACAAAAGCGAUCGCGAUUAUUAUUUACGAAAGUUUACACGAGUUUUUGUAAGUAAUCACUGCGAUUACUCAUAUCUAUUUCGUACGUACUUACUGGAUAGAUCUUUAUACGAGAUACUUUUAAACUCGAAAGUGUACAUUGUAAAUCUCUCAGCGAGCCAUAUAUUGAGAUCGUGUAAAUUAAUGGAUGUUAUGAAUGUCGUUGAGUCAUCCGACAUAUAAAGUUCGACGAAUAUCGAUUGUUGUAUGACUAACCUGACAAUUUUGCAAAAUGUGCGCGACUAUUGUGUAGCAACAUAUAGUAACAUCGAGGAAGUAUAAUAAUCUGCAAAUUUUAGAGUAAAUAUCAAGUCAAGGGAUCACUAUUCUACAUGAUUUGCGUAGUUAAAUCUUAAUUGUUCUCUAGUAAAAUACAAUGUUCAUGCUUCUAUAGAUGCCCUGGUUCUCGAAUAUUUUUUGAUCGAAAAUAAAAUCAAACAUUAAUGCGAACAUUUUUAUUCGGAAAUAAUAAUGUUCUGUGAACUGGUGGCGAUAUUUUUAUGUAAGCGAUGUCCAUUGUUUCAAAAGAUACCACCUGUGAGUAGUUAACAAUUGACUAUCUGUUAAAUGCUCGUCCAUUCCUACAAAAUGAUAUACUAGUAUUUUUAGUAGUCUGACAUAUUUUAUUGAGCUGUAUUUUUGUAAAAUUGAUUUAAAUGUCUUCAAUUUUCUCAGUCUAAACAUUUUACACUAGAAAUAACGAUAAGUUAUUUUCUGAUAGUAUUAAGCCAGAUAUAUCGGAACUCUCUUGUGCCCCUGAUAUUGUUUUGUAGCUGAUAUAUUUUAUACAGUAUUGUUAUAUAAUAAACUGUAUAUUGUGAAUAAAAGCCAACUGAAUGUUAUAAA
Odontomachus brunneus is the source of this 3810-nucleotide messenger RNA. It is a transcript of the gene ras, whose product is annotated as inosine-5'-monophosphate dehydrogenase. Gene Ontology annotation, cellular component: cytoplasm. Gene Ontology annotation, molecular function: IMP dehydrogenase activity. The transcript is spliced from 2 exons. Bases 287 to 1858 code for a protein of 523 amino acids. Gene Ontology annotation, biological process: GTP biosynthetic process. NCBI's taxonomy places the organism in Eukaryota, Metazoa, Arthropoda, Insecta, Hymenoptera, Formicidae. The record is from RefSeq and is a predicted model, not a curated record.